AGUAUUACAAGUGUUUCUUCGUUAGCUAUUUUUACUGCUUGUUGAACUAGCAUCCGCAAGUAUUCAACUUGCAUUGAUCAUAAUGCAUGCCUUGUGCCUUGGAUCAGUCCCAGGGUGUGGAUAGACGCUUCUAUCUAUGUGACAUCCUUGAUAUAUUUUAGCGGUAAAAAUGCCAGAGCUUGCUGGCAUGGAGAACAAUGAGGACCAGCUCUUGUGGUUGGAAGAGGAUGCGGAGGAAGAUAACCAGCAGCAGGAUGGGGUAGAGCUAAAAACGUCGGGGCUCAGCGUCGGCGAGACGGGCGAGGAUGCGCACAGCGCAGCGGUUGCCGCGCUUGAGGAUGAGCUCCAUCGGACACGCAAGGAGUUAAUGGAUGUUCGCAAGGAGCUGGCAGCCAAGACCGUGCAGCUCUCCCGCAAGGAGGUUGCCGUGUCUCAGGAGCGGGUGGCGGAGCUGGCGGCCCACGUGGCCACGGAGAAGGACCGCCAGCUGGUCAGCCUGGCUGCACACGUGGAGCAGCUGGAGGCGGCGCUGGGGCACAAGGAGGAGGAGCUGGAGGAGUGUCGGCGCAUGUACACAGCUCAGAAGCGGGCGCUACGAGAGGCCCUGGCGGCGGCAGCGGAGGCGGAGGCGGCGGAGAGGCAGGCGGAUGAGGCGCGCGCGCGGACAGCGGUGGCGCAGGCGGUGGAGGACGAGUUGGAGCAGCUGCAGCACGAGCUGGCCCUGCUGCAGGCCCGCUAUGACCUGGAGAUGCGAACUCGGGACGCGGAGCUUCAGUCCCUGCGUAGCGAGUUGCAGGCAGCGAACAGCAGCAGGAAGCAGGCGGUUGCGGCUGCCGAGGCGGCUCUUACCGAGGCCUGGCAGGCUGAGGUGGUUCGGGCCACCGCAGCUGCGGAGGCGCGGGUGGGGGAGCUUGAGGCGGAGGUGGCGAGGGUGCGACUGCACUUGGAGGAAGCAGCCAGGAACACGGACGCGAUGGCCCUAGCGGGCGAGCUGGCCUCCCUGAACCAGCAGAAGGUGGCGGUACAGCGCGAGUUUGAGGCCUUCAAGGAGAUGGCCACCGCAGCGGCCCGCCAGAACCGGGAGGACACCGCUCGCCUGCUGGAGGAGAAUGCGGGGCUGAAGAGUAGGCUGGCGGCCAGGGCGUUUCAGGACGUGCAAGCGGGCUUCAAGCCGCAGUCCAAGAUUUUCUCAGCGCUGUCUCCCGGAGCAGCUACCUCGGGCGGGCGCAGCGGCGGAGGCGGCUUGGCGGGGCCAGAUGGGGAGGAGCUGGGCGGCUGGAGUGACCCUGGGUCGGCCUGGAUGAACCAGCUGCCCGCCAUACUGACGCAGCUUGAGCGGAAGCGCAAGGGUUUGGUUCCGGUGCUGUUGCUGGGCAGCCUGGCAGUCCUGUUUGUGUUGGUUGCCGUCAUCCGGGCGGCUGCCGUGACCCGCAGCGAGCACCGCGGGGGGCUGUGCUUCCUGGCGCACCUGGGGAUAAACGUGGGGGAGGGCUGCGGUCUAGACGCGCGCCAUGCGGUUUCCGCGGUGGCAAGUCAGGAGCUGGGGGCCCUGCUAGACCAGGCGCCCCGCGUGCAUGACGUGGACACGGUGGAGAUAGGGG
Molecule: messenger RNA, 1601 nt
Organism: Astrephomene gubernaculifera
Lineage: Eukaryota; Viridiplantae; Chlorophyta; Chlorophyceae; Chlamydomonadales; Astrephomenaceae
Source: the annotation of a GenBank genome assembly